AUGAGACUCCAGAAUCUGCUGUCCCUUGGACUUGGGCUUGUUGGCCUUACUGUAGCCGUCGAACUCUCUGGUUAUGAGUAUAUUGUUGUUGGCUCAGGUGCUGGCGGUGGUCCACUUGCAGCCCGACUGGCUCUGGCCGGCCACAAGACGCUUCUUAUUGAGGCUGGAGAUGACCAGGGGGCAAACAACAACUACAGUGUUCCUGCCUACUCGGCUUUGGCUUCAGAAGAUGGUAGCAUGGCCUGGAACUUCUUUGUGCGCCACUAUGCCGACGAUGAACGUCAAGCCCUUGAUUACAAGACAUCCUACGAAACUGUUGACGGCGGCCUGUAUACUGGUCUUGAUCCUCCUGAAGGGUCCAAGAUGCUAGGAACACUGUACCCGCGGACAGGUACUCUGGGUGGCUGCACGGCUCACAAUGCCCUCAUCGCCAUCUAUCCUUACCGCUCCGAUUUUGAAUAUAUCUCACGUCUUACCGGCGACCAGACAUGGGAUCCCGAAAAUAUGCGCAAAUACUUCGUGAAAUUGGAAAAUCAGCAAUAUCUCAGCCUACUCUCUCCUGGUCACGGAUACGACGGAUGGCUGAGCACUGAGACCGCUCCCCUCACAAUUCCCCUGCAGGAUCCUCAGCUUCUCAGUCUGUUCCUUGGUGGUGCUUUUGGCCUCGGCAAUCUGACGGAUAACGUCUUCAAUCUUGCUACGUUACUUGCUGGAGAUGCGAACGCCGACAGUCUGCUGCGAGACAAGAGCCCUGGCUACUACCAAAUACCCAUCUCGACAGACAAGGCCAGCCGUAUUGGCCCUCGCGAGUUUGUCGUCUCCGUUCGCGAUGCCAAGAACUCGGAUGGAAGCAAGAAGUAUCCUCUUGACGUUCGAAUGCACUGCCACGUCACCAAAGUCGUCUUUGACAAGUCCAAGGACCCUCCCCGCGCUACUGGCGUCGAAUUCCUCGAUGGUGCUUACUUGUACGCUGCUAGCCCAAGGUCCAAGAAUGCUGGACCAGGUGAGCCUGGAUCGGCAACGGCGUCGAGAGAAGUCAUCAUCUCUGGGGGAACGUACAACUCACCCCAGAUUUUAAAGCUCAGUGGCGUCGGACCGAAGGAGGAACUGGAGAGAUUCGGCAUCCCUGUCAUUGUCAACCUUCCUGGGGUUGGCACCAAUCUACAAGAUCACUACGAGGUCGCCGUCCAGGGGCGAACGCCUAAGGAUUUCGUGGCUCUCGAUGGAUGCACAUUUGGAUUCGAUGGCCAGGAGGACUCGUGUCUUGAGCGUUGGGAGAAUCCCGUUUUGGGAGACCAUGGUACUUAUGCAUCAUCUGGAUUGGGAGUGACAAUGUUUUAUCCCUCAACCGCUACAGCUGCCGGCGAUUACGACACCUUCAUUUUCGGCGGACCCGUCAAUUUCAGAGGUUACUUUCCCCAAUACAGCAUUAACGUCACUGCUGAGCACGAUUGGUUCACCUGGGCCAUCCUGAAAGGGCAGCCUCGAAAUACCGCUGGCACUGUCACACUGGCCUCGGCGAAUCCCCUCGAUGUCCCAGCCAUCACAUACAAUUACUUCGACACUGGCUCUGGUGAUUCGUCCGCUGACCUCCAGGCGAUCUCCGAGGCAAUUGGACUAGCUCGUAACGCGUUUGCCAGGCAGCUUGUACCUAUUCGGGAAGAGCUUCCGGGAGAGAACGUUCAGUCGCAAGAGGACAUUGAGCAAUACGUCAAGGACACCGCCUGGGGUCAUCAUGCCUCUUCAACUUGUCCCAUUGGAGCCGACGACGACCCAAUGGCGGUUCUAGAUUCCAAGUUCCGCGUGCGUGGGGUCAAGGGACUUCGUGUUGUGGACGCCUCCGUCUACCCAAUGAUCCCAGGCACUUUCACUGCGGUGUCUACCUUCAUCGCGGCGGAGAAAGCUGCUGACGAUAUAUUAGGCGAACUAGACUAA
Molecule: messenger RNA, 1935 nt
Organism: Clonostachys rhizophaga
Lineage: Eukaryota; Fungi; Ascomycota; Sordariomycetes; Hypocreales; Bionectriaceae
Source: the annotation of a GenBank genome assembly